Molecule: messenger RNA, 3381 nt
Organism: Rhodofomes roseus
Lineage: Eukaryota; Fungi; Basidiomycota; Agaricomycetes; Polyporales; Fomitopsidaceae
Exons: 8
Coding region: 1-3381 (1126 amino acids)
Source: RefSeq, a predicted model, not a curated record
AUGUCCGCCCCUCCGUACCUCGACGCCGCUGCUGCCGCGGACCUCUCCGCCGUCCUCGUCCGCCUCGUCUCCGCGUUCGAGGUGUAUACGGCCGAGGAGAUACAAAUCCGCCCGCCCCAGUUUCCCGAUACCAACACGGUGUAUCGCUGGGCGUCGUGGGCCCGCGCCCUCGUGAUAGACUUCUAUGGCUAUAUCGCGAACCACCAUCUAGCGGUGCAGUUCCACCAUCCCCCGGCCGAGUUCGACAUCCAGCCCGUUCUUGUCCGGCUUUCGAUGUCGAUGUACCACCUCUCCGGAAAUGAUCGUGUCCCCGCCGCCCUCCGACCCCUCCUUGCCAACCUGGAGGCCGACCUUCGCCGCCCGGCACAGAUUCAUCCUAAUGGCCGGUACGUUGUCUGGGGGUCGAACCAGUUGUCGUUCCCUCUCGCCGUCCCUCUCCUCCCUCCCUUCCCUCCUUUCCCCUUUUAUCCCGUCGUGUUUGACCGAAAUGCACCACCUCGUCGUUUCGUGCCCCGACCAUUGGAGGAGUACCGGCGGGCUACUCUGCGCGGAGAGGCGGCGACCCCGAACCUGGCCACCAUGUCCCUUCCCUCCGCCGCCCUGAGCCCCGCAGCUCAGCCCCCGGAAGGAGUCUUCGUCCCCCCUUUCUUUCCUCCUGGGCCGUUCCGGCUGGACGGCAGCUUCUCCCCUCGGCACGCCUCACAGCUUCCUCCUCCGCCCGCACAAUCCUCUCCCGGUCCUUCGGUGCGUACACCGUCCAGCCCCGACCAUUUCGUUCGUGACACCGGCCUCCUCGACCCCGUCCCGCCCGUUCCCUCCGCUGGUUCGGUGGUCGCCCCCCAGCCGUCGCCUACUGGCCCUCCGUCGGCUGCUCCGCGCCUCGCCCCUUCGCGAUCCUUGCCCGCGCCAUCCGCCCCAGGUCCUAUCGUCCCCACUACGGGCCUCGUCGACUCUGUCCCUCGGGCCCCAGCGGCGGCUUCUCGUGCACCCCCCGCCAGCUCUCGCCCCGCGCCCAUCAUCCAAGCUCCUGGGCUGCGGUUGUACGGGGUCUCUCAGCCACCCCCUGCCGUUGCCCCUAGCGCUUCGACCCCGGGUCCCUCCGCCGCGGUUGCUGCCUCCUCGUCACGUCCCUCCGGUCCUGCUGCCUCCUCCGGUCCGGCUGCAGGUUCCUCCGAUCCAGUGCCCCCGGCCCCCUCCGGUCAGACGGCCGCGUCUCGAACUCGCUACGGCUUGUUCGUAUACGCCCCUAGCCAGGCUUGCAGCAGGUGCGCUGCGCAGAGGCCUCCGGGAGUGUGUCGCGUGGAUGGCCACUCGCAGCACUCAUGCGCUGGGUGCGUGAAAGCCAAGGUGGGCUGUUCGCUCCGAGGUGUCCCUACAGCGCGGCUCGGGCUUCGAUAUAUCGGCCCCCACCCCUUGCAGACCAGGCACUCGGUAGCCGGUUCCCUCCAGUUCCUUCCCGACCCGCCGGUCGCAAACGCACCCGCCGACUUACUCGGGGCUUUCCCGUCGUCUUCUAGGGCGGCGAACCCGUCGUCUUCAAGCGGGGCCGGUCCUUCGUCGUCGGUGUUGCCGCGGAAAUCGACACCGCUGUUCUUCGACAGCCCGCGUAGUACUCCCGCACCCUCCGUCCCUCCGAACGUGGCCAUGCGCUCCGCCGCGCUUGCCUCCGGUGCGACUCACGCCGCGCAGUUGGCUGAUCGUUCCCGGUCGGCGCGCCGUUCUCGCCCGCCCAUGUCACCCUCCGCGACCCCGUCUGUGAGCGACGAGCACGAAGUCGAGAGCGAGGACGAGCGCGACGAGCUGGACGACGAUGAAGAGGAGGUCGCUGGUUUGGCCACGUUCAACUUCGAGCGCGAGCUAGACGUUCAGACCGCUCUGGACGUCUCGCAGGUGUUAUCACGGCUCCACGGGUCCUUCAGCGAGGACGUCGCCAACGAAGUUUUCAUCGUGAUUCCCCCUGGCGGCGUCCCUUCUCUUUGGCUCCCUGAGCUCGCGGUGCUCGCGCGUUGGAUGGCUUGGGCUCGGACCGCCGUGUUCCACCUGAACGCCUUCGUCGCGAACCUCGUCAUCGCGAUGCAGUUCGGGUACCCUCCGACGCCGCUCCCUCCCCAGUACGAGGAAGUGAUCGCCCGCACCCGUCGCAACGCCUUCAACGUCGGGAGGUGCCAACACCUCGCCCCCGAGCUGGUACAACUCGAGAUACGACGUCUCAUCGCGGACUUCCGGGUGUACCCCGAGUCCUCCGGGAUCGCCAGCCCAGCAAGGGGACUCUCCGACGACGAGCUAACUCAGUUCUACGCCGCUUCUUCCCCCUCCUUGGCUCACUCCCCAUCCGUCGGAGGCCGCUCCCCCUCCGUCGAGUACUCUUCCGGACCUGAUGAUCCGCCCCCGUCUCCUCCUCGUCGACCCCGCACGACCCGCCCGUCCUCUGGUCCCCCCGCCACGACUGACGCGCACGGCAACCGCAUCUUCGUACCGCCUCGCCCCCGCCCUGGCACGUCUCGCCCAGUUGCAUCGUCCAUCCCCUCGCUCGCGAGUGCCCCGGCGGCCCCCUCCGUAGUUCCGAGGCCCUCAGGCCCCCCCGUGCCUCCGCGCCCGACCGUGCCCGCCGCCACCGUUCCCACAGCGUCGACGGUUUACACCGAUCCUGCGCCACCACUCCCCUCCGGUGCCUCCGAAGCCUCGCGCUCCCGGUACGGAUUGUUCGUGUAUGCACCACAGACGCCGUGCGAGAGAUGCGCCGCACUGUCUCCUCGUGGGCUCUGCCGAGUCGACGGCAACCCCGACCACGCGUGUGUAUACUGUGCGAAGAAGAAGACGAGGUGCAGUAUCCGCCACACCCGUGAGUCACCCUGUUUCACCACCACGCCCCUCCGUGAUCUGGCCACUGACUUCACGCCUAGCCGUCCGGUCCUUAAGGCUUCGACCCGGGACGACGCCUUGCUGUACUCGGCUUCGUUCCGUCCCGACCCUCCUGUCGCGGGUACUCCUUCGGACCUGCUACAGGCAUUCCCUCGCUCCGGAGAAGGCGUGACUCCGUCCUCCGCCGCCCCGAGCGCACUCGCCAUACCCGUUCCCACCGCCCCUCCGAGUGUCCGCCUCCGCUCAGCUGCCCUGGCUUCUAGCGCGACGCAUGCCCAGCACCUCGCUGUCCAUGCGAGUUCGCUACGCGAUCGGCCGCCAUCGAGGACUCCUUCCGACCCAGCCGACUUCCGGUUCGAACCGCCAGACGACGAGGACGAAGAAGACGGGGGUAGCGGCGGGCCCGGAGAGGACGAAGAGGAAGGAGAGGUUUUCAAUCUCGUUACCUCGAUACGGGGAAUGCACGCCUCAUCCCCUGCGCCCCAACAGUCUCCUCCGCGCGUGUACGAUAGAUCCUAG